AACACACUCAACACACAAGACACUCAAACUCUCACGUCAUUGACUUCUACGGCAAUUUAUUUUCAUGUGUAUGAUCAUUGUAUUUUUAGUAAUAUCAGUGUUUCGCGUGUUAUGAGCGGCAAGGUUGUUAAGAGGAUAAUAAAUGAGAAGGAAUAGACAAAGGCGGAGUUGAGGAGCGCGACCCGUAACUAGUGUGCGAUGUUGUACAGUUGGUGAGAGACCAACUGGGAGAAUGAAACGCAAUUCUCUCAUUUACAUGCGUAGUUCCCUCAUUAUAGAAACCCAGUUGGACAGAGACACUUAGCAUGUAGCGGAUAGUGCCGAGAGGCAGUCAAGAUGUGAGGAACGAGACGUGGCGGAGGAGUUGGGAGGUGAAGAAAAAGGUUUUGAGUGCUGUCGUCAAGCUGAGCAAGCUCCUGCCUGUUUGGGCAAUCAGCUGAUUGGAACGUGUAACCAUCAACGAAGCCGCGAAGUAACGUCUCUGAAUGGUUGGCGUGAAGAGAAGCUCCAUUUUGCGCUUAUGCUGAUACACCAUGUCACAGAAUUUUCAAACUAGCUACCAGCCUCUAGGAGGGGCGAGUGAUAGAGAUGGAAUUACCAUAGACCGAGAUAAUGGGGAGGGAGACGACGAUCUCUCCCCAGACACACACUCAAGCAUGGUGUUCCAUGUUGUUCCCAAGUCCAGCAAGUCCAGGUGGAACCACUUGGAAGAUCUGGACUCCUUCUUCACACGAGUUUAUCAAUAUCAUCAAAAUCACGGGCUGAUGUGUAUGAUGCUUCAGCAGAUACUUGAACUGGUUCAAUUUAUAUUUGUAAUUGUAUUCACCUCCUUCCUUUUUACCUGUGUAGACUACGACAUUUUAUUCAGAAACAAAUUUCCGCCGGAUAUAGAUUUUAAUGUUACUGAUAAAAUAACGCUACCGGAUGUUAUACGCACUCACGAUGAAUGUAUGCAACACUUCUCUUGGAGAUUAGUUUUUGUCAUUCUACUAGCAACAGUGUUUUGGCUUCUUCGUCUUGUCCAUGCUGGCUUCACCUUCUUCCAGUUCUGGGAAAUCAAGCUCUUCUUCAACAAAGCAUUGGGAAUUCAUGACAAGGAUCUUGGCAACAUCACAUGGGAAGAAGUGGAGCAACGUGUGAUGGAAGUGCAGGUUGAACAGCGAAUGUGCAUACAUAAGGAAGUUCUGACCGAGUUGGAUAUUUACCACAGAAUUCUUCGCUUUACAAACUACUUUAUUGCCAUGGUCAAUAAAGAAAUUAUUCCAUUAAAAUUUGAAAUGCCUUUUGGUGGAGAAAUGAUCUUCCUCACGAAAGGCCUACGCUACAAUGUUGAAAUGUUAUUGUUUUGGGGACCAUGGGCUCCAUUUAAAAACAACUGGCACUUAAGUGAUGAGUAUAAGCGACUAGAAAAGCGACAAGAGCUAGCCGAGGAACUUAAUAAGAGGUUCCUCUAUGUUGGUAUUGCCAACCUUGUUUUCUUCCCUUUUGUACUAAUAUUUCAGAUUCUCUAUUCCUUUUUCUAUUAUGCUGAAAUGAUUAAACGUGAACCAGGUAGCUUGGGAAGUAGACGGUGGUCUCACUAUGGAGAAGUGUACCUGCGACAUUUUAAUGAGUUGGAUCACGAGAUGACAGCACGUUUGAACAGAGGAUACAAGGCUGCAUCUCAAUACAUGAACAUUUUUUCUUCUCCAUUCUUUGCUAUAUUUGCUAAACAUAUUGCCUUUGCAUGUGGGGCAAUGUUUGCAGUCCUUGCUGGCUUAAGCAUUUAUGAUGAAGAUGUUUUGCAAGUUGAACAUGUGUUGACAUUUAUGACUAUUUUGGGGGCAAUUCUUGCUGGAUGUCGUGUUUUUAUCCCUGAUGAAAAUCUUGUGUUCUGCCCAGAGAUGUUGUUGAGGAGGGUUUUGGCAGAAGUGCAUUACCUCCCUGACCACUGGAGGGAGAAGGCUCAUACAUCCAGGGUUCGCCAAGAGUUUUCACAGCUGUUCCAAUACAGAGCUGUGCACAUGAUGGAAGAAUUAAUGUCACCUAUUAUUACUCCUCUCAUUCUGAUAUUCAGACUUCGUUUCAAAGCUUUAGACAUUGUAGAUUUCUAUCGCAACUUUACAGUAGAGGUUGUUGGAGUUGGGGACGUUUGUUCCUUUGCCCAAAUGGAUGUUCGAAGACAUGGUAGCCCAACAUGGCAACCACGUGUUCUGUCUGAGGACCUCAAUCAACCUGACAGCUCAAGUAAACCUGGAAUGACAACAGAUGGUGGUAAAACCGAGCUUUCACUCAUUCACUUCACGAUGACUAAUCCAAAAUGGAAACCUCCACAAGAUUCCUCUGCCUUUAUUACUGCUCUAAGAACACAAGCUCAGAGAGAUAUGAAUGCCCUAACAACCCUACAGGAGGAAAAUGCUCUUUUCUCUUCAUUGAACUCAUUGUCAUGUGAUGGAGGUCUUGGUAUGGCAGCUACCAGCAUGUUCCGGCCUCACUGGAUGAUGGCUGAUACUCGGGGUGGACAGCUCCAGCAGUCCUUCUGGUCACCCAGAGGCCUGCGGGGUGGGAUGUCCCACGUUGAAGGUUCCCGCCAUGGUCCCAGUGGUGGGGUAUUAGAAUCCCUCCAACAAAUGGGACAGUCAGGUGUAGAGUUUCCAAUAGGCACAAGUAGUGUUACUUCUGGACCUAUUAUUGAUCCAGUUCUCGCUCCCAGUACUAUAGGCCCAUCAUCUGUUAUGGGUCCAAGUUUAACCCAACCACUGCCUCAGGAUCUCACUGCUGUGGAUAUGAGUCUUAGCACAUUGUACCUGCAUGAGCUGCAUCAGCGACACCGCCAUCGGGCCAUGUACACCGAUACCCCACAAAAUCCAUCAUCAGCAUCUCGGAGGAUGCCAGCCGGGACGUUCCAUACGGUUCCUCUCCAGGGUCGGCCUCUACCAGAUAAUGGAGGUGCACCUUCAGUGUCAUUCCCGCAUGCACAGGAGAAGACUCCAUUGUUAGCUGAUCCUUGAAUGAGAUAUAAGAUAGAGAAGAUUUUGUGUUGACUUUAUGCUUGGUUAAGAUAGCUGUAGUCAUAACAGGAUUUAGACUAAUGACUGGCUCUGCGAUAACUCAAAUGCCAAACUGUUGGGCGCAGUGUUUGCCAAUUUUGACAAAUGGCUGCAGUACCUUCCAUUUGUUAAACAUGAAUAAGCUAAUAUAUUAGUCCAGCAGAUUUGGUUUCUUACAAUUAAGUUAGAAAUAAGUUUGAAUUUUUAACUUUGUGACAGCUAUUUGUAAAUGAUAUAAUAUGCUUGAAGAAUUUUAUUGUGUAUAAAAUGUACUAUAAAUAAGAAUUUUGUAUUUUCUUAAAGUUACAUUUGAUCAUAAUUUUUAUGCAUUGAUAUUAAAAUUAGAUGCGUGUGAAUGGAUUUUUAAUUCAUUGUCUGUUUUUCAGUAAUGCUUUGUGAAAUGGCAGUUUUCUUUGUAAAUAACUUGAACAAAUAAACUUGAUUCUAUUAUAAA
Procambarus clarkii (red swamp crayfish) is the source of this 3483-nucleotide messenger RNA. It is a transcript of the gene Atg9, whose product is annotated as autophagy-related protein 9. Gene Ontology annotation, biological process: autophagy of mitochondrion; protein localization to phagophore assembly site; nucleophagy. The record is from RefSeq and is a predicted model, not a curated record. NCBI's taxonomy places the organism in Eukaryota, Metazoa, Arthropoda, Malacostraca, Decapoda, Cambaridae. Gene Ontology annotation, cellular component: autophagosome; phagophore assembly site.